Molecule: messenger RNA, 822 nt
Organism: Brettanomyces nanus
Lineage: Eukaryota; Fungi; Ascomycota; Pichiomycetes; Pichiales; Pichiaceae
Exons: 1
Coding region: 1-822 (273 amino acids)
Molecular function (GO): GTPase activity; GTP binding
Source: RefSeq, a predicted model, not a curated record
AUGGUUGUUGAUGAGAAUACAUUGCUUCUCAAUACAAAGGAUGCACAAAAGAAGCCAAUUGAUGGAUAUACAAGAAGCGAUUCGAGGAAUUUGAAGGCAUCAAAUAAAUCAAAAACUUUGACUGGCAACUCGUUUACCCAGAAAUCCGGAAUCAACGAGGAUUCUGUGAUUCUAAAAAUAUACGAUCUAAGUGGGCAGUAUAAGAAGCAGCACCUCUGGAAGGAAUAUUUGGCAUCUCACGGAACUAAAAUCAACUGCAUAGUUUAUAUGGUGGAUGUUUCGGACACUUUGACUUUGGACGAUUCGAUUUCAAAGCUUAUUGAUAUAAUAAAUUACAACAAUGAGUCCCUGCACAUACCAUUGGUGAUAAUAUUCAAUAAGAUAGAUAUCGUGAAGGAUCUUGAGGGACUCAUAAGAGAACGGCAGCAGAAGCAGAAUCAACUGCAGCAACUGCUACAGCUACAGCUACCGCAAAGGAAUCAAGCAUCAUCAUCGAACUCUUCUUCUUCAUCACCAUCGUUCCACUCUCGAAAUGGGAGCGACAGCAUUUCUAGUCAAUUGGCACCAAAACUAUCUGAAGGAAGUAUACACCAUAACCGAGCACGAAUUCUAUUGGAAGGUACAGGGUGCCAUCGAUUACUGCUUGAUUAUAUAGGUAUUACAAGUGACAACGGAAGACUCUACUUGAACAGGCCAAAAACAACCCAUUUAAAUAUGGAUUUGGGAUUGUUUGUAUUGAGCUUAAAGGACGAUCGACCCGAUCUGAUGACAGACAGUCUUGAUGAUGUACUGAACUGGAUUAUCGGCGAUAUACGCCACUAA